Molecule: messenger RNA, 1214 nt
Organism: Aricia agestis (brown argus)
Lineage: Eukaryota; Metazoa; Arthropoda; Insecta; Lepidoptera; Lycaenidae
Exons: 3
Coding region: 221-562 (113 amino acids)
Source: RefSeq, a predicted model, not a curated record
AUUUUCGCUGGUAAUUGUCCAAGAGACGUCAUGCUCGCGAACCACCGAAGGCUCCCCGAGGAGAGAGAAAGUAAUAAAUUUUAGUUUCAGUUUAGACAUACGCUCGCUCACUGCUCGUUAAGUGAAAUAAAUCCUGUUAUUGAUUAUUUUAUACAGUGGCUCAGGUUAUUUUCAAAGCAGUUCUAUUUCGAAAAGUAAAGUCAACUAACUACUGACAACAAUGAGUCGAGAACAGGAGUUUGAGGAGGACGCUUACGUGGACGUGCGGUCGCUGCCGCUGCGGCCGCCGCAGCCCGCGCCGCAGCCCGAGCGGCCGGCGCGCCGCCCCUGGCACCCCGUCAUGUGGGACGACUCCAUCGCCGGCAUCGUCUCACCCACCGCUGAUGUUGUCGAGGAGAAACGGCCACUUUCUAAGGAGUAUCCUCAUAAGCAGCGUAUAAGAAAUUUAAAAAGGCUUAUAGCGGAGGGUAAAGUUAAACCCUCUUCGGAAACUGUUAUAUUCUUUCUGUGUAACAAGUUUGCAAUCUCAAAGGAGCGGCAAUCGAAACUAGAUAUUAAGUGAUAUUGUAAAUAUGCAACUACAAAAAUGUGAUGUCUGUUGUGUUAAGUUUUAAAUAACAAAAAGUUUAGGUUUACUUCAUGUUUUUUAUGUUAUUUUAUUAAGGCAAUGUCUGCAUACUAUCUACUGAAUUUUAUACAAAUAAGUGCAGCAAACUAAAUAACCAUUUUUGUAUUUGUUAUAUUAUUUAAUUAAUUUCUAAUAUUUUAGUUUAAGAUUUUUACAAGGUAAUGGUGUUUAAUAAAAAAAUAAAUAUAUAUUGUCAUACACUAACGCUUAAAUAAACGAAAUCAAUAAAAGUAUUUAACAAGUUCAUUUCAUUCACAAUAACUUUAUGUGUAUUUAUGUAAAUAUCGCUACCAAUUUAGUAACAAAUCGGAAGCUGUAAAUAAAAAAAACAGAGCAGGGUAUAAAUACAAAGAAAUAUAAAAUAUCUAUUUAUCUUAUUAUUACUUUAUCGAAAUGCAACUUAUUGCGGCUCCCUCCGUAUCGACAUAUAUCUUCUGUUUCUAUAUUACAUAGAGGCUAAUACGUAUAAAAAUUAUGCAAUUUAUUCCUCCCGGUUGUGAGACUUCACAAAUUACGAAAUUGACCUAAUAUAAUUUCGCUUCAGUUCCGUACAAGCCGAUCAUUAAAUUAAAUAUAAAAAAAAAUA